GACCCACGUGUACCACAAAAAUUCUAGCCUCCACUCUUUUCCACAAACCAUAUUACUUUUCGUCUCUUAAUUCGCAUGAGUAAAGUUAGGUCAUCAAGGUUCGCCUCAUUUUCACCAACAGAGUUAAAUGCAAGUCAUGCAAAUUCCAUGUUAGUAAUUUCUACUUUGAUAUAAAACAACAAUUUUAUGACCACCUACCUCUCAAGUUGUUACCAUGAAAACCCUCUCUCUUUCGCCGUUGCUUGCUCCUACUCCUAGUGCCCUAGUUGGUAGCAGAGCUUUUGCAAACGCUUUAACUUUAACCGCAAAGUGUUUUCCCAAGCAACUUCAAUUCCACUCUCGAUGUGUUGUUUUCUCUACUCACUCGAGUUCCACAACUCUAUCUGUGGAAUCACAAGUAGAAAAGAAGCGGGUUUUUGAUGGAGAUAAGGCUUCUUUGCUUGUUACGGAGCUCAGAAAGAAUUUUGAUUCAGGCAAGACUAAGAGUUACGAAUGGCGGAUUUCGCAAUUGGAGGCCAUAGCUAAGAUGUUGGUAGAGAAAGAGGAGGAAAUUAUUGAUGCUCUUGUUAAGGACCUUUCUAAACCUAGAAUGGAAGCAUAUAUAACUGAGAUUUUCCAGGCGAAAUCUGCAUGCAAUGAAGCACUUCAAGACCUGAAACACUGGAUGAAGCCUGAAAAGGUGAGCACUUCAAUCACAACAUUUCCAUCAUCAGCAGAGAUUGUUUCAGAACCACUGGGAGUUGUGUUGAUCAUAUCAACAUGGAACUUUCCUAUGUUAUUAUCAUUGGAUCCGGUCAUUGGAGCCAUUGCAGCAGGUAACACAGUGGUUUUGAAACCAUCAGAAAUUUCUCCCGCAACAUCAUCCCUGCUUGCGAAUUUGCUAGAAAGUUAUCUAGACAAUUCUGCCGUAAGAGUUGUUGAAGGUGCUGUUCCUGAAACAACUUCGCUCUUGGAGCAGAAGUGGGAUAAGAUACUUUAUACAGGUAGUGCUCGAGUAGGUCGCAUUGUUAUGGCUGCUGCUGCAAAGCAUCUUACUCCAGUGAUUCUGGAGCUUGGAGGAAAAUGUCCAGCUGUUGUUGAUUCAAAUAUCAAUUUACAAGUCACUGCUAGGAGGAUCAUAGCUGGCAAAUGGGGAUGCAAUAGUGGACAAGCAUGCAUUUCUGUUGAUUAUAUCAUCACAAGAAGAGACUUUGCCCCAACACUUAUAACUGCUUUAAAAAAUGAGUUGGAGGAAUUUUUUGGGAAAGAUCCGAUCGAAUCCAAAGGCAUGUCUCGUAUUGUGUCUCCUACUCAAUUUGCAAGACUCGUGAGACUCUUGGAUGAGGAUAAGGCAUCUGAUAAAAUUGUUUUAGGAGGUCAGAGAGAUGAGAAGACAUUAAAGAUAGCUCCAACUAUCUUAUUGGAUGUUCCGGAAGAAGCUAUGGUUAUGCAAGAGGAGAUAUUUGGGCCAAUAUUACCAAUUAUUACUGUAGACAGCAUAGAAGAUAGCUUCAGUAUAAUAAAAUCAAGGCCAAAACCUCUUGCUGCAUAUCUCUUCACAAACAAUGAGCAGCUGAAGAAGGAUUAUGUUGAUAAGAUAUCUUCUGGAGGAAUGCUCAUCAACGAUGCUGUUGUGCAUGUUGCAACUCGUGGAUUGCCUUUUGGAGGAGUUGGAGAAAGUGGAAUGGGCGCUUACCAUGGAAAGUUCUCUUUUGAUAGUUUCAGCCAUAAGAAGUCAGUUUUAUAUAAAGGUUUUGAUUCAGAUCCAUCCAUAAGGUAUCCACCAUACACGCCUGAGAAGGCGAAAUUGUUGAGGGCCAUUUUAGAUGGUAGUAUUUUUCACAUUAUUCUUGCUUUGCUUGGAUGGUCUAAAUAAUGAUGAUAUGGAAGGGAAAUGUAAAUGUAACAAUGUUCUUGUUCCCCCCAGUCUCUGAUAUGUGUCCUGCUCCUGCAUUUUUUUAUAUGGUGGAGGGCCAGAGGCCCAAUAACUGUGAAUAAACUUAUCAAAAAUCACUUGUAAAACAAGUGAAAAGAAUUUUACAAUAGUUCUAUAUUUAAAUAAUAAUUUUCCUUAUGCAAGAA
Messenger RNA from Lathyrus oleraceus (garden pea), 2061 nucleotides. RefSeq names its product aldehyde dehydrogenase family 3 member H1. The coding region runs from base 215 to 1855 and encodes 546 amino acids. Gene Ontology annotation, biological process: aldehyde metabolic process. Gene Ontology annotation, molecular function: aldehyde dehydrogenase (NAD+) activity. The record is from RefSeq and is a predicted model, not a curated record. The transcript has 12 exons. NCBI's taxonomy places the organism in Eukaryota, Viridiplantae, Streptophyta, Magnoliopsida, Fabales, Fabaceae. Gene Ontology annotation, cellular component: cytoplasm.